Lodderomyces margitis is the source of this 549-nucleotide messenger RNA. RefSeq lists its product as uncharacterized. Gene Ontology annotation, molecular function: RNA binding. The record is from RefSeq and is a predicted model, not a curated record. The transcript has a single exon. Bases 1 to 549 code for a protein of 182 amino acids. Lineage: Eukaryota; Fungi; Ascomycota; Pichiomycetes; Serinales; Debaryomycetaceae.
AUGACAGAGGAGCAAGUACCAGAAAGGAGGCCAUUGAGGUCUCAAGAAACAGAUGAAGAGAGAGCCGAAAGAUUGGCAAAGCAGGAGGAAACCGACUCGCGCUCAAUAUACGUUGGAAAUGUCGAUUAUCAGUCAACACCCGAGCAAUUGGAAGAGUUUUUCCAUGUAGUUGGGGUUAUUGAGAGGAUCACGAUAUUAUUUGAUAAAUUCAACGGAUUGCCCAAAGGUUAUGCCUAUGUUGAAUUUGAGAAAACCGACAGUGUCAACAAAGCUGUCGAGGACUUGCAUGGUAAAGAGUUCAGAGGUAGAGAGAUUAGAGUUACGCCAAAGAGAACCAACUUGCCAGGAUUUAGGAAGAGAGGAUCGAGAGGUAGAGGUAUGUUCAGGGGAAGAGGUGGAGGUAGAGGAAGAGGCAGAGGUAGAGGUGGGUUCAGAGGCAGAGGAAGAGGGAGUGGUAGUGGCGGAGAAGAGGGGAUUGGUGGUUACGAUGACUCCACAGAAGAUGGGGUUAUAGGUGAAUCUGUACGGGUUGAGGAUUUAGCUUUAUGA